UUUAGUACGAUUCUUUAUAUGUAGUCCAAUAACAUGUACGAAACCAAUAAACGUAAUGUUUUCGCCAAACAAACUAACAAAGUCAUACCUACCACGUUAUUACGUAAGCAUAUAUAGAUUAUUCAUAUUAUUUAGUGAUAUGACAACAGACUAGUUUUUGUUGGAAAUCUUAUCAGAAUCAUGUUAUACUACGGGCGUAGCAUCGACUUAGCAUUUUGCAAUUUUGUUACAUUUAAUAAUAUAUUAUAUAUACGUGCGUGAUGUCUUUUACCGGGAAAAAAUAUCGGAGAGUACGAUGUGAGAAUAUUGAGGAGUUGUUGAAAGCGGCAAAGGGAAUUCGUAAGACAGUGCCCAAACCUGAAAGCAAAGAACCUGCAAGCACUUCGCAAAGCAACAGCAAUGAUUCAGGAUGCAAAGCGAGUUUCUGUAAAAAUUGGAAAAUGGACCCAUCUAAAGGUCCCAAUGAGAAUUUGAUCAGAAUGCUGCAACACAGUGCGCCAAUAUUCUCCUUUACAAGGGUCGAUGACACCACCCUGCAACUGACUGUACAAAUGGAUGAAAUAGUACGAUCCCAUACAUUUAAAUUGGAUGAGCAGCAAGAGUGGGCAAGAAGAGAUGGCUGCCAGAUAAAAGUCAAAUUCACUUUGGAAAGUGAGAAUGUUUUAAAACAGGAGAUUCAUCAAGCAGACGGCACAGUGGCUUAUUUUAUAAGGGAAUUCAGCGACAGGGAAACAAAAAUGACUAUAAAACUCGAAGGCGUAGAUGCCGAAGCAGUUAUAUAUUACGAAAUUGUAGAAUAAGUAAAUAUAAGAAAUGAAAUAAGUAUAUUUAUUUUCUAAGUUACUAAAUAUGAGAAGUCUUCUCUUUGUAUAAUAGGUACUUAUAAACAUUAAUUACAUCUAUUCAUUCCAUAAUUCAUACAUCAAGGAUUUUAGAUAAAUUCAAGCAUGAAAUUGUGUUUGGUAUACUAUAUCUGUGAUAUAAGUAGGUACUGAAAUUAAUUUAUACAGUUGUAAUUGACCGUGCAUAGAUGCGAGAAGUUUACUGUAUUUUCUAAAUAAAUUGUAAAUACCUAACUACUUUGUAGCUUC
Molecule: messenger RNA, 1091 nt
Organism: Achroia grisella
Lineage: Eukaryota; Metazoa; Arthropoda; Insecta; Lepidoptera; Pyralidae
Exons: 5
Coding region: 261-800 (179 amino acids)
Source: RefSeq, a predicted model, not a curated record